UCCCGUAAAUUCCAUUGGAUUCCAGAUUCUUGUGCUUCUACACGAAAGCGCAAGGAACCAUCUCCUCCAAUACCCUGCUGUCCAACCCGUGGGCAAGAUUGUACUCUACUGUCGGAUCUCGACAAACCCAAGUUGGACUUUUUUGUCUCCAUGUUACCUCUAAAAAGUUCCCACGCAACAGUGGAGCCCAACUGUUCACACAGAGUUCUUGAAUCAAUCAAUAAUUUAUCACCAUUUUUGCCUGCAAUUCUAGAACUUGGAAGACACAGAUGAAAAGCCAACAAUCUUCCACUGAGGAAGAUGAGUAUGAGUUAUCAAGAUCGGUUCAUUGCUGGUGGCGCUCGGCUGCCAAGUUUGAUGAAUGCGUGAAGCUCAAGUAUGACCUCCCAAAUGUUUCAAGCCUAACCCCAAGGCUUAAAGUGCUGAAGGAGAUGGAAAGGUUGGCUUUGAUUGCGCCGGAAGGGCUUAACGAGCUCCGGCACAAGCUGCAGAUGUAUCGUUCCGGCGAUUUUUGGGUGCCUGUAGGAGGAAUCAGCAAGGAAGAGAUGGACAUUCCACCAACCAUUACGAUUCUCUUGGUGGGUUUCACUGGUUCUGGCAAAAGCUCUCUUGUUAACCUCAUGUACAGUGUUCUUGGGCGCUCUGGAAUCAUACCUUUUGCUCAAACCUCACUAGGGAGUUCUUCAAAUUACACUACUAUGUUGAUGGAAGAGCACAAUGUGUCGAGGAAUAUGAAAAGUGGGUUCUGUGUGUAUGAUUCAAGGGGCUUUAUGUAUGAUCAAAUGGGUGAGAAUCUUGCAGAACUGUCCAGUUGGAUGACUGAUGGGGUUCAUCAUAAUCAGCUGUGCUUAAGGCCGGGAGAUAAUGCAUUGACCAAACUUGAAAUGGAAAAUCUUACCUUGAAACCAACUUCAAAGUUCGUGAGGAGGAGAGUGAAUUUUGUAAUGGUGGUAGCCAACAUAGCAGAGAUCUACAAUGCAUCAAAAGCAGGCGAUUUCAAGCCAUUGGAGGCCAUUAGGGAGCUCUUCUGCUCUACUGUUUUGAGAAAAUCAAAUGAGAACCCUCUCUUGAUCUUGACCCACGGCGACAUGUUAUCAACCGAGGAGAGGAUCGACGGCCGCCUGAAAAUAUGCGAAUGGCUAGAUGUAUCGGAAACCACGGGGGUAUAUGACAUAGUGUGCCUCACAGAAUACGGAUAUCUUGCGGAAGAAUCAGACCCAGUGACAGCCUACGCCUUAACUGAAGCAGUUUAUAGAGCGUUGGUGAUAUCAGAUAGAGGACAUUUUCCGAAGAAGAAUAUGUGGGACUGGGGAGUUGUGAUAUUGUCGUGGGUGAUGUGCUUCUUUGCUGCAUUCUUCGGUUGCCUUGCUGAUAUAUGUUCCAAACUUGGGCAGAAGGAGAAACUACUCAAGUUGUGAAGAAGAAAUAAUAUUAAUUAAUUUGUUGGUGUUUAAUUAACUAUGUAUUAGUGUAGAGUGACGAUGAUUAUGUGUGUUUUAGGUGAGAUUUGACAUUGGCUAACUCGACCAUCUUGAUGUGUAAAUACAAUAUUUGAGACAUAUUAGGUAGUCUAGUCUCAUUUAUUUAGCUUCUGUUUGACCAAGAUUGUAUUCCUAUUAUUGCUUCUAAUAAUUAAAACCAACCUUAAUCUUC
This is a messenger RNA of Corylus avellana, 1653 nucleotides long. RefSeq lists its product as uncharacterized. The record is from RefSeq and is a predicted model, not a curated record. Lineage: Eukaryota; Viridiplantae; Streptophyta; Magnoliopsida; Fagales; Betulaceae.